Messenger RNA from Dermacentor andersoni, 1774 nucleotides. NCBI's taxonomy places the organism in Eukaryota, Metazoa, Arthropoda, Arachnida, Ixodida, Ixodidae. The record is from RefSeq and is a predicted model, not a curated record.
CCCGUACGCCGCCGACGCCGAAAACGCAGCAUACAACCUGUUGAAGGCGGACAACGAAAGGAUGGGGUUCUUCCAUGCACCACGGCAUGUAGGGAGACCCCAAGCAGACUUUUUCGACAAUAUGCUUUAUCCUUUGCGUAAUUCAGCCAAUGCCUGCCGGAACAGCCAAGUUGGAUGGUUUUUACGCAAGCCUGACUGGACAAAGAUCAGGCUGCAGCCGUUGGAGAAGAACCUGUACGUGGAGCACCCGGCCACGACAAGCCGGUCAAUGGCCAAAGUGAACGCCUACAGAAACGUCAACGGUAUAUCGCUGAAAGGGAACAACGUCCCUAAGCCCAUCCUUGCUCUGGAAGAAUCCAACUUCCCGGACUUCAUCGUCAAGAGCAUCGAGGCUUCACGCGGCCACGCUUCGCCCACGUGCAUCGAAGCACACUGCUGGCCCAUCGCUCUCACGUGCAGGAACUUUCUGGGCAUCGCGGAGACGGGAUCACACAAGACGCUCGCCUACCUCCUGCCGGCAGUUAUCCACGUCAGCCGGCAGCCGCCCCUGCAACAGGGAGAUGGGCCCAUCGCCGUCGUGAUGGCUCCGACACGAGUGCUGGCCAAGCAGAUUCAAACCGUAGCCUUAGAAUUGGGUGGGCAUGCUGCAUUGCGAAGCGUGUGCGCCUCGAGCGGGGAGCCCAAGGAAGGUCAGUACGACGAGCUGAAGAGGGGCUGCCACAUCUGCGUGGCCACGCCUCGACGCCUCAUCAACUUCCUCGAAGAAGGCAAACUGAAUCUGUACCGCUGGAAGUACCUCGUGUUAGACGAGGUAGACCGCAUGCUGGCAAUGGGUUUCAAGCCCCAUGUCCUCAAGGUUGCCGAGCUCUGCUGGCCGGACCACCAGACGAUAAUGUGGGUCACAUCCUGGCAAAACGAGCUCAGGCCCUUUGUCGACGAUCUGCUCUACGACUACAUCGAAAUCGAGUUCGGAAUGACACAGCUGCCCGCUGAAAACAGCAUGGAAAUGACCGUCGACGUGUGCCAAGAGGCAGAGAAGGAAGCAAAGCUAGCCCAGCUCUUGGACGACGUGCUCAAGGAGAAGUCAAACAAAGCCGUUGUCUUCACCGACACGAAGAGGAAGGCAGACGAGCUUGCGUGGAAACUGCGACUCCGUGGCUGGUCCGCCAUUGGCCUUCACGGCAUGAAGACGAAAAAGGAGCGCGAUUGGAUCGUUUCCAUGUUCCGGACUGGUGCGUCAAGCCUGCUCGUGACGACGGACAAGGUCGCACAUGACUUGCUCCUCGAGAACGUGUGCUUGGUGGUGAACUACGACUGCCCGGACUGCUCGGAGCUCUACGCGCGAAGGUCGAGCCACGUCGCGCGCUCAGGUGAACCACGUCUGGUUCACACGUUCAUCAUUCCGACCCAGCAGCCGUAUGCCACAAAACUGAUAGCAAUUCUGGAGGAUGCCAAGCAGCCCGUUAAACCAAAGCUGUACCGUAUGGCAAAGAAAGCUCGUUCUAAACGAUGACGCGUUUUACGCCGGCGGUCGACGAGGUGCCCUGGGUGACGGCGGCCCAAGGAAUGAACUCGGUGUGUUGAAGAAAGCUUCUAAAAUUGCCAGCCUUUGCUCAACUGGUUCUAGAGGCAGCAGUCUUUUUGCUUAGUCUGUGCGAAGUGAAAAUUAUAUAACUGCAUAUAAACUUCAGUCUUUUUGUUUUAAGUGUAAUUUUUAUUAUCUCUAAUAAUAGAAAGAUUGUGCACUAAUGUGAAUAACAAAAUUUAAAUUAAA